UGACAUUCAGCGGCAGCUUGAGUAGAGUGUCCUUUUAUAGUUCCUGUAAUUCAGAAAAUGAUAACAGCUUUUUGCUGCUUAGAAGAGAAGUCUGGACUGCUCCCGGUGGGAUUUCGGUUUGCUGUGCUACUUCAUACCAAAACCAGCCUGAUAAAGUUCUUAUUAUUGUGGAGAUUUCAAAGUGCAAGAGGACUGAAUGAAUUAUGACAGCCUGUUAAAGCUUGGAGAGUUAAUAGUUUUAAUUCUGGAAGAAGAACUCCAGGGACAAUGGAAUCUCUUUAUCAAACUUAAAUUGAGGAACCAGCUUGAGAUGUGUCUUGCUGAAUCGGGGCUCUCUUACCCAUGCCAUCGACUGACAGUGGGAAGGAGAUCUUCACCUGCACAGACCCGGGAGCAGUCUGAGGAGCAAAGCACCGAUGUUCAUAUGGUUAGUGAUAGUGAUGGAGAUGACUUUGAAGAUGCUCCUGAAUUUGGGGUGGAUGAUGGAGAGGUAUUCGGCAUGGCGUCAACUGCCCUGAGAAAAUCUCCAAUGAUGCCAGAAAACGCAGAAAAUGAAGGAGAUGCCUUAUUACAAUUUACAGCAGAGUUUUCUUCAAGAUAUGGAGACUGCCAUCCUGUAUUUUUUAUUGGAUCAUUAGAAGCUGCUUUUCAAGAGGCCUUCUAUGUGAAAGCCCGAGAUAGAAAGCUUCUUGCUAUCUACCUCCACCAUGAUGAAAGUGUAUUAACCAACGUGUUCUGCUCACAGAUGCUAUGUGCUGAGUCUAUUGUCUCUUAUCUGAGUCAGAAUUUUAUAACCUGGGCUUGGGAUCUGACAAGGGAUGCCAAUAGAGCAAGAUUUCUGACCAUGUGCAAUAGACACUUUGGCAGUGUUAUUGCACAAACUAUUCGGACUCAAAAAACAGACCAGUUUCCACUUUUUCUGAUUAUUAUGGGAAAGCGAUCAUCUAAUGAAGUAUUAAAUGUGAUACAAGGUAACACAACAGUGGAUGAGUUAAUGAUGAGACUCAUGGCAGCAAUGGAGAUCUUCACAGCCCAACAACAGGAAGAUAUAAAGGAUGAGGAUGAACGUGAAGCGAGAGAAAAUGUGAAGAGAGAACAAGAUGAGGCCUAUCGCCUUUCACUUGAGGCUGACAGAGCAAAAAGGGAAGCUCAUGAGAGAGAGAUGGCAGAACAGUCUCGUUUGGAGCAGAUUCGAAAAGAACAAGAAGAGGAACGUGAGGCCAUUCGGCUCUCCUUAGAGCAGGCCCUGCCUCCAGAGCCAAAAGAAGAUGCUGAACCCGUGAGCAAACUGCGGAUCCGUACCCCCAGUGGAGAGUUCCUCGAGAGGCGUUUUCUGGCCAGCAAUAAGCUCCAGAUUGUCUUUGAUUUUGUAACUUCCAAAGGAUUUCCAUGGAAUGAGUUCAAGUUACUGAGCACCUUUCCUAGGAGAGACAUAACCCAGCUGGACCCAAAUAAAUCAUUGUUGGAGGUAAAGUUGUUCCCUCAAGAAACCCUUUUUCUUGAAGCAAAGGAGUAAACACGCCCAGCGGUGGAACCAGCCAUUCCUUGACUUGCCUGAGGCCUGCGUCAAGAGAAGGGCUCUUUGCCAACCCACCUACACGCUCGUCUCAUUGAAUUCAGUGUCACACUCUGCCUCUUGCAAGAUUGCUGGAAAAAAGUAAUAAUAAACAUAGCUACUUAACACGUCCCAUCCACGAGUAUAUGUUCCCAACCCAGAGUGACAGCUGUGCUGCCCCCCCUCUUCCCUUCACUUGGCCCGGUCAGUGACAGUGCACUGUCCCCGUGUGCGUGACCACAGAACAGGACCGAUGCCUCUCCAGGGCCCUCUGCCCCCAGUGUCCAGACAGCUCUGUCUGUCCAGGGACACCAGGGCGCUGUGUGUCGGAUAUGUCUCAUUGAGCCGGAUAUGUCUCAAGGCUCACACACCUGCCUUGUUAUUGUCAUAACUGGAUUUCUACUUUGUCGCCUAAUUUUAAGAGGCAAGGGGAGGAAGUCAAGUGGAACUUCUUGGCCUGGAGAUAGAACAGUAUUGUAGGGGAAAACGCAUAUCGUUUCUGAUGGUACUUUCUGACCUUUACUAAGAAGUAAGGUUGUGUUUGAGGGCUGCAUUUGAGGAAUACGCAAGGUAUUUAUUUACUGCUGCUGCCGUGGGCCCCCAUGUUCCGUUUGGAGGUGUUUGCUGUUCCACUGCAGCAUGGGAAGCUGUCUGAGCACAGUGUGGGUGUUGAGGUAUGUGAAGAGGACCGGUUCCAGGACUUGGGUCCUGGCCCAGCCGCAGGAAGCUGCUGUUAGGUUUGCAUUUGGAGCCUGACGGAUCCCAGCUCCAAGGCUGCCCCUUUAGUGUACGGUGAACGCAGUUCCCUCCUGCUUUUCUCUCCCUCUUUCCUUCUCUAGUUUGGCCUUGUCACUUGGUGUGUUAAGCCCUUUGUCUGUCACCAAAAUCUGAUCAGCUGCCCCUUGGACUCAGCCAAGAUGUAAUAAGGAAUUUGUUCCACUUUUUAUUAUUUGAGUGUUUCAAUAUUAGAUAUUGGGCUCCUGUCUCAAAUGAAAAGGAUCUCAUCUGGUGGCUGAGAAUUCUGAUGUCAUAUAUUUAAAGAGCAGACUUGGGGGCUCAGCUCAGAAGAUGUGUGUUGCCUGAACCCACGUGUGGUGAUUUCGGGAUGAUUUAGUAUAUGUGGACUUUCGUUAAUCUAUGGAUUUGGGGGUUAGAGUCCAGUUCACUGUUUAUACCUUCACCAACAGUGAUUUCUUUUCCAUCUUGGAAUGUUUCUAUCCGUUUAUGUGUCCCCUGUGGUCUCUAUCCUAGGGGUUGGUAUCCUCACUUGACAUCGUGUACGUGUCCAGAAGAGAGUCUGAGUGCUGGGUUUUUCUCCCUGACCCAAGCCAAGGGGUUGUCAGGAGACUAACCGAAGCCUGAGAAAUGCCUGGUCAUUCUCCCUCUGCCCAGAGCCCAGAAAUGGGCAUUGGCCAGGAAAAUUCCAUCUCUGUCUUUUCUCUGAUGCUCCAACCAGGGACCUCCCCUGAUCACUCUCUUAAAAAGAGAUGUGUUCCUAACAGACGAGUGCUGCGUCUGCCGAGGGCAGGCCUCCUCUGACCCCAGAGGUCUCUCGGGGAAGCUGAAGGGAAGAGACCCACAGGGGAUUCAGCCUGAGCACGUGUCUCCGGCUCCACUCCACCCUCUUAGCCUCGUGGCCCCAGCUACAGGUGCACUAGGGCGCCAGCUCUUUUCCAUGUAGACCUUGCUCUGUAGCGGCCAUGGAGAAGCUACAGCCCUGAACUCGGGCCAAACUCAGGAACAGCAGCAAGGGUAGGGGUGGGGGGGUGGGGGUACAGGACUCUGAAUUCACUUUCAUGUUUAACCUGUUCCGUCUGAUUGGGUUUGACAACAUCAUAUUGUUCCCCACUGUCAUCUUCACUUCUGUAUUCCAAUAAUUAUAGACUUUACUCUGAAA
Molecule: messenger RNA, 3452 nt
Organism: Myotis davidii
Lineage: Eukaryota; Metazoa; Chordata; Mammalia; Chiroptera; Vespertilionidae
Gene: FAF1
Product: Fas associated factor 1
Exons: 14
Coding region: 197-1516 (439 amino acids)
Cellular component (GO): nucleus; endoplasmic reticulum
Molecular function (GO): NF-kappaB binding; ubiquitin binding
Source: RefSeq, a predicted model, not a curated record